Messenger RNA from Pyrenophora tritici-repentis Pt-1C-BFP, 1701 nucleotides. Its product is annotated as BetA, Choline dehydrogenase and related flavoprotein. NCBI's taxonomy places the organism in Eukaryota, Fungi, Ascomycota, Dothideomycetes, Pleosporales, Pleosporaceae. Gene Ontology annotation, biological process: secondary metabolite biosynthetic process. The record is from RefSeq and is a predicted model, not a curated record. Gene Ontology annotation, molecular function: oxidoreductase activity, acting on CH-OH group of donors; flavin adenine dinucleotide binding.
AUGUCUUUAAUUACCUCGUUGUCAAUGAUCUGGCUCCUGGGCUUCUUUAAGGCGUCCACGGCUGCUGUCAGCAACACUCGCCAAACUCAAGUGGUACCCGACACAUAUGAUUACAUCAUUGUAGGAGGCGGGCUCAGCGGAUUGCCCGCAACAAGUAUACCCUAUUUCGCCAACAUCAAUGUCAACAACUACUAUCCGAUCACAUCUGCUCCAGAGCCUUUCAUGCAUAAUAAGACUUGGAUGGUACACGUGGGCAACGUUGUGGGUGGAGGCUCCGUGGUGAACGGUAUGCAAUGGGACAGAGGUUCCGAUGCAGACUACGAUGCUUGGGAGCAGCUUGGAAACCCAGGCUGGGGCUAUGAAGGUCUCGCCAAAUACUUCAAGAAGUCGACACAUUUUGAUGGCCCGUCGGAAGCGGUCCAGAAGCACUUCAACAUGACCUUUGAUGCUACUGCAUAUGGCAAUGGCCCCGUAAAAGUGUCGAUACCGAACUAUCAGUAUGAAGACUACGUCGACAUCAUGGGCUCGUUUGUUUCCAGGAUAGAUAUACCGCAUUCAUCAGAGGGAUUCAGUCGCCCGAAAGGCACGUUUUGGACACCAAACUCCAUCGACAACUCCACUAAGCAGCGGAGCCAUUCUCGACGCGCAUACUUUGAUCCAGUAAAAACACGGAGAAACUUGCAUUUGAUGACUAACACCCACGUCGACGAGAUUCUGUUCGAACAUGGCGACGAGGUCGUGACAAAGGGUGUGAGGUAUACUUCUCGUACCGAAUCCACAACGAGACCUGUAUACGCAGCUAAAGAGGUCAUACUUGCAGCGGGCAGCGUGUUCACACCGCACCUUUUAAUGCUCUCUGGUAUCGGCCCACGCGAUCAACUCAGCGCUUCGAACAUCACUGUGAGAAAAGACUUGCCAGCUGUCGGCUCGAAUUUUCAAGACCAUCAAGCGCUUUACAUGCGCUUCAAUCUCUCGAAUCAGGCCAUUCCCAACCCUGAUAUGCUGGUUACCUACCCUGAUCCUGAAUUUAACGCCACAGCUGCAGAACUUUACACGACCAACCGUACUGGGCCAUGGACCUUUGGUAGGGGUAGUGCCGCUCUAUUCUUGCCUUUCAGGGACUUUUCCAGCGGCUACGCAAAUAUAACUGCGCUCAUAUCCGAGCAGGAUGCGACUGCCUACCUACCCGAGCGCUAUGCGAAGACGGAAGCGCUACUUAAAGGCUUCCUUGCCCAGCGGAAGAUACUUAAACCGCUCUCGCGUGGUACACUAACGCUGAAUAUGACAAACCCCUCGGCAAAUCCCGUCGUAGUGCGAAACGCGUUCCAGAACCCUGUCGACAAGAUGGUGUUGGGCGAACUCGUACGCUGGAACAGGCUGCAUUGGACCAAGGCACCCCCUCUUCAGCGGUACUCCCCUGUAGAGACGGUUCCAGGUUCUCAAUACCAGACGAACGAUGAAAUCUUUGAUGCUAGCAUCAAGGCCGGUGCACUCGAUCCUACAUAUACGCAUUCAAGCGGGGCAUGCGCGCUUAUGCCAGAAGAGCUCGGAGGGUGCGUCGAUCCACAAUUGAGGGUUCAUGGAGUAAAGCGAUUGCGCGUAGUGGAUGCAAGCAUCUUGCCGUUGAUCCCAGCACCUCACUUGCAGGCGACCAUGUACGCCGUGGCAGAGAAGGCUGCAGACAUCAUCAAGACCUCGUGA